Molecule: messenger RNA, 1755 nt
Organism: Miscanthus lutarioriparius
Lineage: Eukaryota; Viridiplantae; Streptophyta; Magnoliopsida; Poales; Poaceae
Source: the annotation of a GenBank genome assembly
AUGGACGAUGAUUCGCACGACGCUCGGGACGUCAUCGACGCCACCGACGAGGUCUUCGUGAAGGCUCCGCCGUCGGACGACCCGGCGAGUGCCCUGCAGGUGGACGCGGUCCCGUACCGCGCGGCCCUGCACGCCUGGGCGGAAGGCCUGCGCGCCGAGGCCGGGCUGCGCGCGCUCUCGGUGGACUUGUACCGCCGCCGGCGCGCCCUCGACCACCGGAGCAUAGCCCUCGAGUUCGCACAGCGGCGCAAGGUGGCGGUGGGCCUGGAGGAGGACGAGCUGUGCCAGUCGGUGCAGGCCGCCAUGGACACCCAGGUGAUCGGCUCGUGCGCCUACUGCGGCUGCAACUUCUCCGUCGUGGCCGCCGUGGACGUGGCGGGCAUGGGCAUGGUCUGCGGCGUCUGUGGCCGGCUGCUCCGAGUGUACAAUCCGGUGCCGCUGGUCCGCGAUCCCCCGGCGGACGCGGAGGAGAGGUGGAAGGGCUGGCUGCCAUGGUAUCAUGGACCGGCUGAGCCUAUGGCGAGGGCACGGGAUCCAUGGUCGAACAUCCCUGUGGAUCUUGCGGGCCUCGUUCUCAAGCGGCUUCCCACCCACGUCGACCGCAUCCGCUUCGCAGCCGUGUGCCCCCAGUGGCGCUCCGCUGCUCGGCAGGUCCGGCUGCCCCCUCCACUGCCGCUGCUCGCUCUCAAGGCCGGGGACAUCUUCUACAGCAUGCCCCGGGGUGAGCCACUCCACUUUGCUGGCUGCAACGGCUUUGACACAGCUUGUGGUAACUGGCUGGUGUACCGGCGCGUCUGCGACUUGCUCUUGGUGGAUCCCUUCUCUGGUGCCACCAUGACCCUUCCUGUACAAUCUAGCGUUCAUAUCGCCGACGAAGACGAGGGUGAGGAUUCCAGGGACGGUCAUGAUUCCGCAGGCGAUGGUGAGGAUUCUGAAGGUGGCCAUGAUUCUGCAGACGAUGGUGAUGAUUCUGAGGAUGGUUCUGUUUACACCGACAUAUCAGUGAAGCUGUUAAUGGACGUGAAAUACUCCGACGUGAUCAAACUAAUGGCGUGCUCGCCCAACCUCAUCGCUGCACUGUUCCAAGGUAGGGAAUCCAAUCGAAUUGCAGUGUGCCGGCCAGGAGGCUCCAUGCGGUCAGUUGCAGGGGACCUGUCUUUGUGGAUUACUGACAUGGCUUUCUACCAAGGGAAGCUCUACGUUGUUGACUAUCAUGAGGACCUCUUGGCUCUGGACAUCAGCGUGGAUGACAAUACUGGUGAUCCACGGGUUGCUCGGAUUGGACGGGUCAUCAAUGUCAGUCACUUUGAUGAUCAGCGGACCUUGUUGAGGAUGCUCUACCUGGUUGAGUCGUGUGGCUCAUUGCUGCCGGUGCGUAGAAGGAUUUUCCAUAUGCAUGUUCAUGGCGAAGAACAAAUACACACUUUUGCUGGACAGUGUGAGCCUGACCUUUCGAUAUUCGAGGCAGACUUUGCGCGAUCACAGUGGGCCAAGGUGACGACCCUCGCUGACAAUCAGGCACUGUUUCUAGGGCCAUGCUCCAGGGCUGUUUGCAUGCCUCAGGGUGACUCACCGGGCAAUCGCAUGUGGUUCUUGGAUGACUACAAGGACUUUCACCGUUGGAAUGAGUGGCCUAGCAGCUUGAGUGAUACCAGCAGCGUGGCAAACCCCGAGCCGUUCUCGCCUCUGCCAAUGAUCUCGUGGAAGGACUACCUUGGAAAUGCAGGUGCUGCAUGGCUCUUCCCUUCAAACUGA